AGUUCUGAAAUGCGCUCGUAGAACCUCAGCUGGCAUUGUCACCUGAAAUGAAAGCACUGUAUGCCUCGUUUCAGAAGUGUCUAGAACUCCGUGACAAAUACAUGCAGCGCUCACUUCAGCGAUUGGGCGACAAUCCACGCGACCACGAUGCAGAAUUCGCUGACAUAGAUGAGUCCGUCCGUGAUGUGCCUUGUAUCAAGGUAGAUGCACCAAUCACCUCCUACCCCCGUGCAAACCCUGCAGCCCAGGAUAAUCCCAAGAGAGAGCAUAUCGCAUGGGAGAUUUUCCCGCCUCCACCACCACCACAUUGGCAUCGGAGUGACGCUGGGUCUCUUGAAGCCCACCCGAACCCUGCCACCGAUCGAAAACACGUUAGCGGUAACGAAGAAUUCGAUUUUACAAAAUGCGAGAUUCCAGGCAUUGCUGAGGGAGAUAUGGCGACUUGGGAUUUUGCACUGGACGAAGGGGUAUAUCAAACCUAUGAUGCGAUUUCUUGCGUCCAGACUGCAUCCGAAGCACCAGGCUCUCGGAAACCCCUUUUUGACAUUCCGUCGAUCCGGGAAUAUUUCAUGGAUCUGGAUUAUGUUCUUGGUGUCAUUUCGGAUGGCCCUAAUAAGAGCUUUGCCUUUCGGCGACUGAAGUAUUUGCAAAACAAAAUGUCUAUGUACACCUUACUCUAUGAGUUUAAGGAGCUUGCUGAAAUGAAAAGGGUUCCACAUCGUGAUUUCUACAAUACCCGUAAGGUGGACACCCACGUACACCACUCCAGCAGCAUGAAUCAGAAGCACCUCCUGCGAUUCAUCAAACACAAGAUGAAAUGUAACCCUGAUGACGUGGUCAUAUUCCGGGACAACAAAUAUCUGACGCUUACACAAGUUUUCCAGUCGCUGAACCUUAGUGCAUAUGAUUUGUCCAUCGACACAUUGGAUAUGCAUGCCCAUCAGGAUUCCUUCCAUCGUUUCGACAAGUUCAACCUAAAAUACAAUCCCAUCGGAGAGAGUAGACUAAGAGAAAUAUUCCUUAAGACAGAUAACCUUAUCAAAGGGAGAUAUUUGGCAGAAUUGACUCAGGAGCUAAUGAAUGACCUAGAACAGAGCAAAUACCAGAACUGCGAAUGGCGGAUUAGCAUUUAUGGACGCUCUCUUGAGGAAUGGGACAAGCUCGCUAAAUGGAUAAUCAACAACAAACUUUACUCGCAUAAUGUUAGGUGGCUGGUUCAAGUGCCCCGUUUAUACAGUCUUUACAAGGAGGCCGGGACCAUCGAUAAUUUUGAAGAUUUAAUCCGAAGUGCGUAUCGCGCCGACCCACGGACUUCAUUAAUUUCUCACCCAUUAGAUAUCUUCCAACCCCUAUUCGAAGUCACCAAGGAUCCCAGCUCUCACCCUGAGCUUCAUGUGUUCCUUCGGCGUGUGGUUGGCUUUGACAGCGUGGACGACGAAUCGAAACCAGAACGACGAAUGCAUCGAAAAUACCCCCGUGCAAAAUCAUGGAAUACAACUCAGAACCCUCCGUACAGCUACUGGACCUAUUAUAUGUAUGCCAAUAUGGCGGACCUUAACAACUGGCGGAGAGCUCGUGGAUUCAAUACGUUCGUCUUUCGCCCACAUUGUGGGGAAGCUGGGGACACAGAUAACUUGACUUCAGCAUUCUUGGCAGCUCACUCCAUCUCUCAUGGUAUCCUGCUUCGGAAAGUGCCAGCCCUUCAAUAUUUAUUCUAUCUCAAGCAGAUAGGAAUGGCCAUGAGUCCCCUGAGCAAUAAUGCGCUGUUUCUAACUUACGAAAGGAAUCCAUUCCCCGACUUUUUUAAUACUGGACUGAAUGUCAGCCUGAGUACUGACGAUCCACUUCAAUUCCAUUACACCAAGGAGCCAUUGCUUGAGGAAUAUAGUGUUGCAACCCACAUUUACAAGUUUCCUCAAGCCUCGCUGGCAGAGUUGGCGCGCAAUUCCGUGAUUCAAUCCGGCUUCGAGAUGGAAAUCAAACGUCAUUGGCUCGGGAAGAAUUGGUAUCUUCCUGGGGCGGAGGGAAAUGAUAUCCAUAAGGUUCGUUGUCCCUUCGGUAAAUUUACUUGAGGAUUGAUGUUUGAUCUUCCGAAGACGAACCUACCCGAUAUCCGCCUCAUGUAUCGCCACGAUACCCUGCUGCAAGAAUUGGAAAUGAUACGUUCGA
Molecule: messenger RNA, 2169 nt
Organism: Cantharellus anzutake
Lineage: Eukaryota; Fungi; Basidiomycota; Agaricomycetes; Cantharellales; Hydnaceae
Product: AMP deaminase
Exons: 10
Coding region: 48-2072 (674 amino acids)
Biological process (GO): AMP metabolic process; IMP salvage
Cellular component (GO): cytosol
Molecular function (GO): AMP deaminase activity
Source: RefSeq, a predicted model, not a curated record